This is a messenger RNA of Mytilinidion resinicola, 435 nucleotides long. Its product is annotated as NAD(P)-binding protein. Lineage: Eukaryota; Fungi; Ascomycota; Dothideomycetes; Mytilinidiales; Mytilinidiaceae. The record is from RefSeq and is a predicted model, not a curated record. The annotation marks the transcript as partial. Gene Ontology annotation, molecular function: oxidoreductase activity. The transcript has 3 exons.
CUGAGUAUUAUCGCGUUCCUAGAGCUGCUGGAUGCGGGGAAUAAGAAGGGGAAUCUGGUGCAGAAGAGCCAGGUGAUUGCUACCAGCUCUAUCGGGGCUUUCAAUAGGGUACCGUUGGCCGGGUAUGCGUACGGAGGUAGUAAGGCCGGAGUGGUACAUUUGAUGAAGCAGUUUGCAACGACUUUGGUGGCGUAUGAUGUCAGAAGCAAUGUUAUUGCACCAGGGUAUUAUCCGUCUGAGCUUACGGAAGGAAUGCUCAAGGCGAAGGAGGAAACGGGAUUUACGAAAGCUGAGGUACCGUUACAGCGUGCUGGGAAUGAAGAUGAUAUGGCCGGAGUGAUUUUGUUCCUGGCAUCGAGAGCUGGGGCGUAUAUUAAUGGGAAUGUGGUAGUCACGGAUUGGGGGAGGUUGAGCGUUUUGCCGGCAACUUAUUGA